AUGUCAAAGUGGCCUCAACCUUUCGUAUCUACCGUAUCGCAUUGGCAAGCUACCAAUCGAGGUAGGAGAUCCUUGUAUAAUCAUAACAAAAAUGAGCCUUUACCCACGGAAGUAAUAGACUAUGUCAUCGUAGGAGGGGGUAUAGCUGGUACUAUGAUGGCUUAUCAUCUGACCAGACCGGGUGUAGCAGAUGACAAGACAGUCGCAGUGUUGGAAGCCAAAGAUCUAGCUUCGGGUGCUUCCGGUCGAAAUGGUGGACACUGCGCUCCGUUCUCUUUCGGUGCGCUCACCCUGUUUACGACACCCUUGGAAGAAGGUGGUGCAGGAUUGACAAUUGAGGAGGCUAUAGAAGUGUUAGAUUUUGAGAAGAGGGUCCUGGAAGAGGUGACGCAAACGGUGGAGAAGGAGAACUGGGAUGUUGAUUUCUGGAAGGGCGAAAAAGUUGAAGUCCGCAUCUCACAAGAGGGUAAAACCAAGAUGAACGAGAACUACGGCAAGUGGAUCGCAGCUAGGGAGAACCAUCCUGGGUUGAAAGGUACCCAACCGGAAUGGACUUGGAAUGAAGAUGAGGUAGAGGCGAAGAAGGCCACCCGAAUCCACAAUGCUGUUGCUUAUUCCAAAGGUCCCGCAGGAUCUGUUCACCCUCAUAAACUCGCUACUGAAUAUAUGAAAUCAGCUAUGGCUACUGGUCGAGCAGAUCUGUACUCCUACGCUCCUGUCCUGUCGACUAAAAGGGUAGAUGGAGUAUGGGAACUUGAAGUGCAUGAGAAGGGAACGAUCAAAGCUAAAGAGGUUAUCUUCUGUACGAAUGCUCACACGCCUCAUCUAUUCGAGGGAAGUUCCAUUGCAGAUUAUCUGGUCCCGUAUCAAGCUCAAGCUGCGAAUAUCACCACUCCCUUAUCAUACUCCGGAUCGAAGUAUCUUGCCAACUCAUACACAAUUGAAGAUGGGCCUUAUCUCAUGUUCACGCCUGAUUCAGGUAUCGUCAUGGGCCUGGCCCAUUACAAUGCGUACAAGCAAGGUGUCAUGACGAAGAAAGAGAUUUACGUUGACCAUGAUGCAUACGUCACAGAGGGAAUCACCAAGUGGCUCAGAGAAUACUGCAAGAACAAUUUUUCCGAUUGGGGAAUUGAAGCUCCUGGUGAAGGUGCGAUGAGAAUCUGGGCAGGAAUGUUAUGUGCAACUAAAAACACUUUACCUCUUGUCGGUGAGAUCCCAGGUAAAGAAGGGAUGUACAUGGCAGCUGGGUUUCACGGCCACGGAAUGGCUCGUAUUCCGCUGGUUACCAAAUACCUAGCUAAACUCAUCACCACAAAGGAAUGGGAUGAAGGUCUACCUCUCACUUUCAAAAUCACCGAGGAAAGGUUUGAAAAGGGUAAGAAAGCAUUACCGUUCAUCACGGAGGAAGAGAGAGAUGAUAGUUUGGCUGGGAAAUUCAAGAAGGCCGUUGGCCUGGGUGGGAAGGAAGUACCUUGUGUUAGGUAG
Messenger RNA from Kwoniella botswanensis, 1485 nucleotides. RefSeq lists its product as uncharacterized. The record is from RefSeq and is a predicted model, not a curated record. The transcript has 9 exons. Gene Ontology annotation, cellular component: cytoplasm. The coding region runs from base 1 to 1485 and encodes 494 amino acids. NCBI's taxonomy places the organism in Eukaryota, Fungi, Basidiomycota, Tremellomycetes, Tremellales, Cryptococcaceae. Gene Ontology annotation, molecular function: oxidoreductase activity.